Messenger RNA from Contarinia nasturtii (swede midge), 1220 nucleotides. Its product is annotated as peroxisomal membrane protein 2. The record is from RefSeq and is a predicted model, not a curated record. The transcript is spliced from 5 exons. Gene Ontology annotation, cellular component: membrane; cytoplasm. NCBI's taxonomy places the organism in Eukaryota, Metazoa, Arthropoda, Insecta, Diptera, Cecidomyiidae. Bases 348 to 998 code for a protein of 216 amino acids.
AUUCUAUUGUAGUGUGAAGACACUUGUGCAUGGUUCGAUUUCUAUUUUUUUACAUCUUUUGUUUGCGUCGUUUUUUUUGUUAAAGUGAAGAGUGAUUUAUAACGAAUAUUCAGUCAAGAUAAGGAUUUCUCGGCAUCAUUUAAAUACUCGCAAAGUGAUAACACUUUCAUCUUGAUUCAAAAACAAAUCUCGAACAAAAGUGGUUUGAUAAAGAAAAAACACUAACUUGAAUUAUUCGUGCUGGAGUACUGAAUAUUCGAUGUUUGCAUAAUUAAUGCAUUCACAUUAGCGAGCAAAUAGAAACCAACAUUAUUUGAAAGUAAUCAUACCAUAGAAGGCCAAAUAAAAUGUCUUUGUCUAAGCCACUAUUUGAUGCUCUAAGUUUUUACUUGGAGCAAUUAUUUAUGCAUCCACUUCGGACAAAAUCAAUAACCAGCUGCGUCUUGGCAUCCAGUGCGAAUUUUGUCUCGCAAAAAAUCAUCAUGGGAAACAAAGAGAUCAAUCAACAGAAUUUGUUUGCAUAUGCACUAUUUGGGUUGUUAUUCGGUGGAUCAAUGCCGCACUUUUUCUACAAAAUCAUGGAAAAGACAUUGGUUGGACGAACCAAGCUGAAUCAAUUUCUAUUCUUUGGUUGCGAACGCUUAAUAUAUACACCAAUGUUUCAAGCAUUAUCACUAUUUUUCUUGUCAAUAUUCGAGGGUAAAAGUCAAGAAGCAGCCUUACAAAAUUUGUACACUCUCUAUUGGCCUGUUCUAAAAGCGAAUUGGUCAUACUUAUCACUGCUUGUGUUCAUCAACAUCAAAUUUGUACCACCAAUUUUCCGUGUGUUGAUCGGAAAUUUAAUUGGUUUUGGCUGGGUGAUUUUCUUGACGAUGAAACGCCGAAAGUUGCAAAAUCAAUUGGACACCGCAAAUAAUACACGCAUCAUUGUGACCGAUAGUGAUUCAACCGCAAGUACUGGCGCAAUAAAGAAAAGACGAGGCAAAGAUAGCAACUGAGCGUCGUGAUUUACCACACUUCACUCAACGCCAACUGAUGGUUUUUGUGAUACUAUUAUUCAAAAAUCAUGAUAUGGAUUUCGGUGAUGGAAUUUUCUACGAUCAAUUUUGAAUAGUGCCUCAAUUUUAUUAAGUAAAUUCCAUUUUGCAUGAAUCGUUGUUUUUAGUAAAUUCCAUUUUUUUGUUUUAUGUUAUGGACAAUUUUUGAUUUUGCAAAAUUGU